GAUCCUUAGAUCGGGGUUGGGGUCGGGUUCGGGGUCGGAGUCAAGUUCCCUGCCUGCGACGUGCGCCGUAAUCGUUGCGCCGUGUAACCUUCUGUCAGCCGUCGUCGGCAGAGAGCGAGUACUCGCUGAUCAGAGGAAAGAUGGCUACGAACUUGGGGGUAGAGUGUCAGUACUUCUUCGAGGAUGUCGUCUACCGUGUGGACAAGAAAGGUAACGUUGUGUUCGGUAUCGUCAUGGAGAACGACGACGAGGAUUUGUCCGAGGAAAGUUCUGACAGCGAAGAAAGCCCGAAAAGAAAAAAGGGCGAGAUUCGCGUGGUCUGGCAUCCCUCCGGUGUCGAGGAGUUGGUCAACGCGAAGAAGGUUCACUUGGCAGACAGAACACUUAUGCCAGGUGAUGUUGUACGUCGAAUGAUUAAGGGAAAGGACACACAAAGAGGAUAUUGCAGAGAUAUCGAAUUAACUGCUUGUGUUCAAGUGAUUGGUACUAAACAGGUCCUUACGAAUAUUAGAAGUGAAGAUUUAGUUCCUUUGGAAGAAUUUGCAACCGAUAUAGCUGUUUGUAUGGAUUCAUGGGUGGGUGGGAUAAAAAUGGCUCACUACAAAUUAUGGCUUGCUACACCUGAUGGAUCACGUUGUGUUAUAAAUAAAAUGGAUUCUUGUGUCCUAGGACAAUUGGAAGAGAAACGAGAUAAUGAUAAUGACUUUCCUCACUCUUCUGAAUUUUAUCCUGGUCAAAGUUUGUGGGGACCAGUUCACUGCCUAGAAGAUGCACAGUGGAUUACUUGUACAAAAGAAAUGAAAACAAAAAGGAAAACCAAACCUCAAAAAAUAACAAAAGUGAUUGUAGAAAAGGUAGAAACGGAUUGGGUAGGAGUGCAUUGGCAGUGCAGGGCUUAUUCGAAGGAUGGUGCAUGGUCGGAUCAAGCUCAACCAAAAUUCGUAGUUGAAGGCGAAAAUUUAAAAAAACUGAAAUUAUUAAAUGUUUUUGAACCUUCUACUGUGCAAGUCGGAGAUCGAAAUUUCUAUGUAAUUAAAGAUAAUGAAAAUGUCAUUACACGAGAACAAUGGAGAAAACAGCAAAGAGACGUUUUUCAAGUUCCUAAACACAGCCCAAAGAAAACACGUCCAAAUAUCAGUGUUACAAAACCACCAGAAGAUAAGAAAAAGGAGGACAAGGAUAAAAUUAAUGAACAACAGGCAUUAGAAGACAAUGCUCAAAAUAAUAUUAACAAUUUACAAAAUGUGACAAGUAAUAAUACUCUAAUGCCUCCAGCACAAAACCAAAAUACUGAAAGCUCAGAUGAUUGGGAUACAGAAGAUACAGGUUCACAAAGUGACAGUGCUUCGGUAUCCAGUGGGUGUUCAAGUAUGUCAUCUAUGGGUAAAAAAAAGAAGGGUCCCGCUUUGAUGACUAAAGUACUGAAGAAAAAAAAACUGUGUAAAGCAAAGAAGAAAGUGCCACCUAUUCCACUUAUUCCAGGAACUAAAAUUGUCGUGGAAACAUUAUCUACGAAUACAAAAGCUAAUGUCGUUUGGCAAGAUGGUUCGGUAGAAUUUGGCAUUCCAUCAACACAGCUUUACCCGAUUCAUCAUUUAGACGACAAAGAAUUCUUUCCAGGUGAUUUUGUAGUAGAUCAAAAAGAAGAAUCUAGGAUGUAUGGUGUGGUUCAAAGUGUCGAUCAUCAAGGUAGAACAGCUAAAAUAAAAUGGUUUAAAACGUAUACUUCUAGUCAGAGUCCACAGCCAACUUUAUUAGAAGAACGUGAAGUCAGCGUAUACGAUCUGAAGGAUCAUCCAGAUUUUCAAUACAGACCAGGUACAUUAGUGAUUCGAAUAGCUAAUUUUGAAGGAGAAGAUGCUGGAUGCACUGCUGGUCAAGUGCUAGAUAAUUAUCCAGAAGGACGCGUUAAAGUGUGGUGGGUUGAUGGACAUGUAAGUAUGUGUUGGCCUCAAGAUUUAUAUAAAGUAGGUGAAUAUGAAAGCGACGAAGGAGAACUGUGGGAUGACGUUUCGUCCGACGCGUCGUGGGAAACAGAAUUAGAAGACUGUUUUAUCGCCGACACAGACGGAACAGAACAAACGGAGUUGGAAAAUAUAAAGCCAAAAUUAGCUGCUCACAUUGAAAAAGCUCGUAUCGCGAUGUCUAGAUUGGAAGAGAUCUUCACUCAAAAUCCAUCGCUGCAAACAACCGAAGUUAUGAGAAAAUUAUUGGAAGUUUACAAAGAUUGUCGGUAUAUGGACAAACUUAUGAGUACCUCUUUCUUCCACGAGAGUCACUUCCAAGGACUUUUGGAAAGAGUUAGAGAACGUGGUCGAGCAAAUGUAGCGCAACGUAUGGCAGAUCAAGUGACGAGAUUAUUUACUCACAAAUCUGACGGAUUGGAAGAAAAUACAGAAAAGGAUAAUGUAGAAAAUUUCAAUAGUAUACAAUCCGGAAGUAAUCCUUCGGAGAAGAUCAUUGCCGUAACAGAACCAACCGAAGUAAAAAACAACGAGGAUAGCAACAAGCAACAGAAUGUAAGAAGCGAAGAAUCGGUCGAUCGAUUAUUUAUCAAUGUAAAUCCAAAUCCUGAAGAUUCUGGACUAUAUUCUGCAGACAAUUCAAAGAAAGAAUCAGGUUCGAGUGAGUCGAGUGGAGAAUUCCUAUUCAGUGAAGAUGCGAAUAAUGUGCCUGAUCGUUUAGUAGAAAGAGCAGAAACAAAUAAGGCUACCAAGACACAGAUGCACGUAACAAGUUCUAAUGUAGCCGGUUCUCAAGUUUGCGUCAAACUUUGCACAUUAAUAAAAGCCCAGCUUGUAUUAGCCCACGCAGAAGUCUCUAAACGAUUUGGAUUGUCGAAAAUGUCGUUGUCUGAUGCUGAGAAAGGUUCAUCUCCAUUAAGAAAACAGAAAAAAGAGGAGGAGAAGCACGUAGAGUUAUUACAAGAACCAUCGGAAUGCUCGAUAGAAAUUCCACCGCCAGUAUACGAAGAAGGAGAAGGGUUUUCCAUAGAGGAAACGGCACCAGAUAGUCACAAAUUUAAGUUAACAAUGUUCCAGCCUACGGACCCCACAAAUUUUUUCCGAACUGUUUCCAAGGAAUUAAAGCUCUUAAAGAGUUCACUUCCACCCGGUAUAUGGGUAAAAGGAUUUGAAGAUAGGAUAGAUUUAUAUUCCGUAAUGUUUCGUGGACCUGAGAAAACCCCAUAUGAAGACGGUCUUUUUCUUUUCGACUUUCAAUUAUCUGCUGAUUACCCUGUCGCUCCACCACUUUGUCACUACAUUUCUUAUUGUAACGAUAGAUUGAAUCCUAAUCUCUACGAAGAUGGAAAAGUAUGUGUGAGUUUACUUGGAACAUGGUCUGGACGCGGAACGGAAGUUUGGACGAGUUCUUCGACUCUGUUGCAAGUUAUAGUCUCAAUCCAAGGCCUUAUUCUUGUACCCGAACCAUAUUUUAAUGAAGCUGGAUUCGAAAAACAAAAGGGCUCUCAACAAGGAAGAGAAAAUUCAAGAAUGUACAAUGAAAUGGUUGUUCUAAAAUUAGUUCAAGCGCAAACUAAGCUGUUACAACAUCCACCGCCUGUUUUCAAAGAUAUUAUUAUUGGACACUUUAAGAGACACGUGAAGAAAUUGUUACAACGACUGGACCUAUGGAUGGAAAUUUCUGAACAGCAUAACAAUCAACAUCCAUUGUCUCCAGUGACACCUACUACUUUCAAGCAAAUAGCCGACGUUGAUGAAAAAAUUCUCCCGGAAUUUCCGCUGAUACCAGCAUCUAGGGGUUUCUGUAUAACGCUUCGUAAAACACUAGCCACGUUCAAAGAGGUACUGAUCAGGGAAAGCAUCAUUGGAGACAAUAGAGUACAGGACAGUGAAAACGUCAAAGAACAAACGAAUAGUACUAAUAACGAGUGUCACGAAUCAUGUAAAACCAUUGAUGGUAACGCAAUGAAUCGCGACAGCAAAAGAAAUAACUGUGAAGAAGAUAGCUCUAAAUUAACUCCAAAUGGUAAUCUGUCCAAGGACUGUGUUUCAUCUUCCUCGACGAAUAUUUCCGUCGCGCCACUAUGCGAAACGAAGAAAAAGACUUCGGAUCGUACCAUCAGCUAGCCACAAGAAACGCCGCUGUCAUUGCUCCGCAGCUAGAGAUACUUGUUACCGUAGAGUAACCACAUAGUACGAUAAUAAAUGUUAUCAUACAGGCACAUGCGAGAGCGCAUAAGAUCUUGCUCUUGUAUACGAUAUCGUGAACUUCCGGGGCGUAUUACACGAUUAAUUUAUAAUGUUAUAUGGAAUGUAUAGCGAAUGUGUUAUAUAUGAUGUAUAAUAUUAUAUUAUUAAUGGAUGUAGAAUUAAUAUUCGGCCAGGGGAUAAAAAUACAUGGGAUACUACAUGCAUUUAGUUCUAUAAUUCUGCAAUGAGAAUAGAGCGUUCCGCAAAGACGCAAUAACAACUCGACUGACUUACUAAAAAAGAACAAAAAAAAAGUAAUCUCGAAUAUUGGAAUAGACGAAACAACAUCGUCGUUCCGUUAAAAAAAAAAAGUGAUACAAAUUAAGAGAAAGGUAAAGUGACUGGUAGCAAUACGUCGAGUCAACGUGAGAAUACUUCGCAAUAGCGUUAAGAGACACGAUAAUAAUAGUUAUUAAUUCUAAACGCAUUUCAGUGAGUACACUUCGUGUAAUAACACCACCCACAUGAAAACAAAUUCAUUGUCCCUCGAUUACCUUAAAGCCAUUAUGCCAUCCACUAAAUACAGUAUUUCGAGCGAAAUUACAAAGUGACUUUGAUUGCAAAUAGUUUGUAGCUUAGAUACAAAGAUUCGUAUUUAGAUGAAACACUAUGACAAUUAAGUCCAAUGUUAUAGACACUUCUAACGUAGUUUGUAAAUUCUAGGGAAAUUAUAUUAGAUGCUCUAUUAUCCACACGAAAGUUUUCUUUGUCGAUGGUUUGUUUCGUACAUUUCUAGAAAAUUGUGUGUCUUCGCGGACUCCUAUUUAACUUUUCUUUUGAUAUGUCACGGAUAGUAUGAUAACAAACUGUACUUAGUAUUAGCACAACAGUUGCGGAGAGCGUUAGUACUUAUUGUACGACAUAAGCGUUUUACGAUAUUAUUUAUUCUUAUUUUUUUUUUAUUUUAUUUCCUUUAGCGUAACUUAGAUUGUAAUUGUUUACAUCCGGGAAAUUCAUGUUUCUGUAAAUUUCGAAUCGUAUGCAUAUAAGUGAAAUGUAGAACACUCGAUACAUGCGAAAUGGAUAUUAUGCAAAAAUAUAUUAUGAGAAGAUAUUGCAUGCAACGAAAUAACGAUGAUUGAUAAACGCGAUAAGAUUAAUGUGCUUUGUUUUUUUUCUUCUCUUUUUUUAUUUUGUUGUACGAUUAUAUAUUAUUUAUAUUUGAUAGAAUAUAUCGUUAGUGUAUUCUAUUUAUUUACCUCCUCGAAACCUAAGAAUGUAUGAUUUAAAAAACCAUUCGAUCACAUUGUCAGAAGAGUGUAAUUUACCAAGAAUAACGUGAAAUUUUUUUUUAAGAACGGUUUGUUUCCAUAUAUUUUUGUAUAUUUCCGAGGAUUAUUUAUAUGAUGCAUUUUAUUUUUUGUUUGUACGGCGAUACUGAUAUAUCUUAAUAAAUAAUGUGAAGGUUUUGUUGUCA
This is a messenger RNA of Hylaeus volcanicus, 5631 nucleotides long. RefSeq names its product (E3-independent) E2 ubiquitin-conjugating enzyme UBE2O. Lineage: Eukaryota; Metazoa; Arthropoda; Insecta; Hymenoptera; Colletidae. Bases 141 to 4091 code for a protein of 1316 amino acids. The record is from RefSeq and is a predicted model, not a curated record. The transcript has 9 exons.